This is a messenger RNA of Cladocopium goreaui, 997 nucleotides long. Lineage: Eukaryota; Dinophyceae; Suessiales; Symbiodiniaceae. The record is from the annotation of a GenBank genome assembly.
GCUGUUGGCAACAGCCCUGGGGCACUACGUUGAUGACUUCAUUGUGGUCGAGACGGAAUCUGUCGUGCAAAGUGGGUACGAGCAGUUCACAAGAAUGAUGAGAACCUUGGGCCUACGCAUGAAGGAACGGAAGGCACUCCCACCGUGCACACAGCAAAAAGUCCUGGGCAUCAACAUGCACAUCACACAAGACAGCGUGGUUCUGUCACCACACCCAGAAAGAUGCCAGAAGGCCUGCUCCACGAUGAUGAGAGCGCUCCAGAAGAACGAGCUCUCGAACGAUGAUGCCCAUCGACUGGCAGGCAAGCUGGUCUUUUUGACCUCGACCCUCUUUGGGCAACUGGGCAGAGCAGCGCUGCAACCAUUGUAUGCACGCGCGCAUGGACUAUCCAAUGAUGACCAUCAGGGUCAGCUCAAUGCCCGCUGCGGUCAGCAUUACAGACACAUCAUCCUCUACUCCGAUGCUUACUUCGUCAUGGACGGCCAGAGAUUCUCUCCGGGAUCAGAUGGAAUUCCGAAACAGACGCAUUCCAACGUGGGUCAUCGAAAAGUAUUGCACCAGAAAGGCAUGCAUAUACUUCCUGGAGGUGGCAGCCCAGUGCAUGGGCCUGCUACUGUGCAGAUCCAUGCAGUCAACGAUGGUGAUCUCCUUCAUCGACAACACAUCAGGAUUCUUUGCUCUACGCAAGGGCUACUGCAAAGACCCAGCAAUAUGCAACAUGAUAGCACUGGUAUGGAAGGGGUGAUCGCUCACCAAGGGUGGCAUCUUCAUCUCGAAUGGGUCCCCUCGGACCUCAACAUCAGUGACCAGGUCUCCAGACAGUCCUUCACAGAGAUGCAUGAGAUUGACGCCGCAUGGACAGACCUGCAUCGCACAGCGACUGACUCUGACCACGCACACGGCACAGCCUUGCACGAUGUGCUCGCUUUGGAACCCCUCUGCUGCAAACAUCUCACACUGGAGAGGUGGGUAGACUGGCGCCAGUGUGGGUGUUAA